This is a messenger RNA of Penicillium coprophilum, 426 nucleotides long. RefSeq lists its product as uncharacterized. Lineage: Eukaryota; Fungi; Ascomycota; Eurotiomycetes; Eurotiales; Aspergillaceae. The coding region runs from base 1 to 426 and encodes 141 amino acids. The record is from RefSeq and is a predicted model, not a curated record. The transcript has 2 exons.
AUGGCCUUGAUUAGAGGUAGUCGGAUCAUGUCACGCCCACUUCUUGGAUUGCUUCCAUCCGCACAGCGGUCUGUGAAUGUUGGAUUGUGGCAUCGCUGUAGCGUCGCCACAGCACCACCACCCAGUCGUCCCCACCCUAACCCUGGGAAUUUUGCAAAUCGUUCACAUGAAGAGCUUUCAGAAAUAGGCCACAAGGGCGGAAAGAAGGGCGGGAAAGCUACAGGCGUCGGUGGGUUUCGUGAUAUGGACCCAGAGAAACAGCAUGCUAUAGCCGCGAAAGGGGGUCGUGCUGGUACGCGGAAAAAGCCACCAGGGAAAAAACCACCAGGGAACGGGGAAACUGAGUUAGAAGCUGAACAACGCGGCCGGUCGCAUGAACCCUCGGUGGUUCCACCUGGAUUUGAGGAAUGGAAGACAAUGGCUUGA